Molecule: messenger RNA, 3197 nt
Organism: Chenopodium quinoa (quinoa)
Lineage: Eukaryota; Viridiplantae; Streptophyta; Magnoliopsida; Caryophyllales; Amaranthaceae
Product: putative disease resistance protein RGA3
Exons: 1
Coding region: 563-2983 (806 amino acids)
Biological process (GO): defense response to other organism
Molecular function (GO): ADP binding
Source: RefSeq, a predicted model, not a curated record
UUGAACAGUAUAUAAAUGAACUAACAGGAGAUAUUGAUCAUGACAUUAAUGCACAAAAAUAGCUCAUGCAAUAAUCUAAUCAGGUGUGUAGCUCAGACCCAAAGACUAGUUCAAAUUAAUAAUACUUUGUAAUAGGUUGUAUAUGUUAUUGAUGUUUAAAUAAAUAGCCUUCUUGGUUUCACACUGCUCUCACCAGUGAACAUUCACAUAUUAUUUUAUACACAAUAUAGCAAAGUCCAUAAUUUGGCCAUCAUCAACAUUUACAACUCCUCACAGAGAUAGAGAGAAAAGGGAUUGAAAUACUAACCAAACAACUCACCAAAAAAAAAAAAAAAAAAAAAUGGCAGAGGGGGUUGCUUUCAACUUAGCUGGAACAGUGUUGGAAGCCUUGGGUAAAGCAGCCAUAAAAGAGGCUGCAUCCUGGUGGGGUGCAUGAGACGAUUUGAAGAAGCUUGAGAAAACCAUCAAGUUGAUCCAAGCUCGAGUUCGUGAUGCUGAGAGGAACCAUGAAGAGCCAGGUGGCAGAGAUUAUGCCAUCAAAGAGUGGCUUCGGAGGCUGAGGAUGGUGCUUUACCAAGUUGAUGACUUGUUUGAUCUUGUCCUCACUGUUGACCGGGAGAAACAGGUGAAAAUGAACAAGCAGGUUUGUAUUCCCUUCUCGAGCUCAGGCACUCUUUGUUUUAACUGGAAAAUAUCUAGAGAAAUCAAGUCUAUUCGCCAACAACUUGAUGAAAUCAAUUCAGAUAUUGCUGGUUUAAACCUGAAUGCCUAUCGUGAUCAUAGAGGUGAACCACAAUCACUCAGGGCUCGCUUCAUGAGGAAUAGAGAAUCAGGCUCUCAUGUAAAAGAAUAUGUCACUGGUAGGGAAAACGACAAAAAAAUAAUUACUGAAAUGCUUUUUGAUCCUAAAUUUGAUGGGAAAAGGAUUACUGUGAUUCCAAUUGUGGGGUUUGGAGGUCUUGGAAAAACUACUCUUGCUCAACUGGUUUUUAAUGAUGAGGGUGUUCAGAACCAUUUUGAUCUUACUAAAUGGGUCUGUGUACCUGAGGUAGGUGAUCAAAACACUGUAAUUAGAAGAGUUUACCAAUGCUUCACCGGUAAAGAUGAUUUUGAUAGACUCUUAUUUAGCGCGAUUGAAUCAUGCAUCCUAGAAUCGGUUGAGGGUAAGAAGUAUCUUCUUGUCUUAGAUGAUGUAUGGGAUGAAAGUUGGAAUAGAUGGUUGGAUCUUCUAAGUUUGCUUGAAUGUGGUGCAACUGGAAGUAGAGUUAUUGUAACAACACGCUCUGCUGAUGUUGCAAAAGCUGUUGGGACAACAGAAGCCCACAAUCUGGGACUUCUAACUGAAGAAGAGUCCUGGAAUCUUUUCAAAAAAUUAGCAUUCCGAUCAGAGCAAGAAGAGAGUAAUAAUUCUUAUUUGACUCAGUUAGGGAAGGAGAUUGUCGAUAGCUGUGGAAAUGUUCCCCUUGCUAUCAAGGUUGUUGGAAGCCUUCUACCUGAUAUUAGUGAGGAAGAGUGGCGACAAAUUAGAGAUGCUCGACUCUCAAAGGCAAAGGGGAAGGAAGAUGGUAUCAUGCAAGUGUUGAAAUUGAGUUAUGACUACUUGCCACCGGCAUUAAAGCAAUGCUUUUCUUACUGUUCGUUGUUCCCAAAGGACUACGAAUAUAGUAAGAAUCAUAUGGUAAAACUCUGGAUGGCGCAAGGAUAUUUUGAGCAAUCAAGCACAGGUAUUGGAGAGAAAUACUUUAUGAAAUUGUUGGGGAGGAGCUUAUUUCAAGGUCCUAGAGAAGAUGCUGAAGGGAACUUCAAAUGCAAAAUGCACGAUUUAGUACACGACUUGGCUCAAGAUAUAGCUAGUGAAGAGAUGAAACAAUUGGUUGAGCCUUUAGACCAGAUAUCGUCAACUGAUGAACUUAUACAUGUGAGUGCUAAAUUGGAAAAGUUAGAAGAUGGUGAAUGGGAAGCUCCAGUGUCUUUGCUUGCUGCUAGGAGGAUACGGUCAUUGAUACUGUUAAGAUUCAAUGUUAAUAUUGCUAUCAAAUCAUCAUCUCUUGAAAUGAUGGUUUUGAAAUUUCAGUCUUUGCGUGUCUUAGACUUAGAGGGUAAGAAGAUCUCUGUGGUUCCGAAUUCUAUAGGGAAGUUGAGACACCUGAGAUACCUUAAUCUUGCAAGAAACGAUCUUAUAAAAUGUCUUCCUGAUAAUAUAACAAGAUUACAGAAUCUGCAAACACUGAAUCUUUUGAGAUGCUUUAAUCUUAGAGAGUUGCCUAGAGAUUUUUGUAAAUUGGACAGCCUGAGGCACUUGGAAAUUCUUUAUAGCGGUUUAAGAGAUUUUCCAACAGGAUUCGCGAAUAUGACAGCUUUGAAAGAGUUAGAUGUAUUUAUAGUUGGGAAAAACAAUGGUAUAGAUUCAUUGCCACCCUUGAACAUUAGUGAAAAUGUGGAUUUUGAAUUCAGCAAGUGGCGGAGUGAUGCUGUUGUGGAAGCACAGAGGGCAAAUUUGAAGGACAAUACGCAUUUGGUACGUCUUAAGUUAAUGUUUGGAUCCAUGGAAGUUACUCCUGCAGAUUUCGGUGAAUUGGAUAGAAUGUUAAUGUCCUUGCAACUGCCUCCAAAUCUUAAGAACAUUUUUGUUCAGCAGUACAAAGGAGUUGAGAUGCCACGUAGAUGGUUAGAUGGGUUAUCUAAGCUUGUUUUCAUUCGUAUUGAGUAUUGCAGAAAUUGCAGAGUUCUCCCUCACAUGAGUCGGCUGCCUCAUCUCAAAGAACUUUAUCUUUCUUCAAUUGAUAGCUUGGAGUAUGUAGAAUAUGAAGAUGACAUUUCGGUUUGUGAUGUCUACUACCCAUCUUUAGAAGACUUGCAAUUAUUGGGUUUGAUGUCUCUAAAGGGGUGGACAAGACCAUCAAAGGGUGAUAAUGAUGGUGAGCCAAGGCAGUUGUUGUUUCCUCGUCUUUUGAAAAUGAAGUUGAUCACUUCUCCAAGUUGAUGUCAAUGCCUCUAGCGCCAAAGCUGGAGUCAUUAAGGGCUCAAGUAAUCAAUUGGAAGGUGUUUGAAUCCAAUCUGACAUCAGUUGAUGAUGAGGAAGCAUCUUCUUCUUCGACAACUCUUUUUACUUCAUUAAAAGUUGGAUAUUUCUAUCUCUGUCAAUCAGUAGUAGGUUCACUAAUCUACAGAGUAUACAAAUAGGCUGUUGCAACGAA